AUGGCUCCAACACAAUUAGAGAUUAAAGUUAAAGCUUUAGAAAGAUUAGUAAAAGAAGAGAGUUAUUAUCAACAAGAGGCUAAGGAUCAAGCCGCUCAUGUUGAAAACCUGAAGAAUGACCCAAAGAUCGAUCCUUACGACUUGAAGAAGCAAGUGGAAGUCUUGGAAGACACUCAAAGAUUAUUACCUACGCUAUAUCAAAAGAUUCGCGAAUUUAAAGAUGACCUCUCUCAAUUUUUAGCAUCUUACAAGGGCAUAGAAAAAACAGAACCAGCCACCGCUGCUUUAGAGAGUGCAGAGACCCUUUUGGCUACAGUUGAACAAAAAUAG
Maudiozyma saulgeensis is the source of this 330-nucleotide messenger RNA. The record is from the annotation of a GenBank genome assembly. NCBI's taxonomy places the organism in Eukaryota, Fungi, Ascomycota, Saccharomycetes, Saccharomycetales, Saccharomycetaceae.